AGAAAUUGAUUGCAGCAAUGUUUUUCUAGAUCCAUAUGCUCAACUUCUUCUUGAGGCUAUGAAGCAAUCUGGUUGCACUGUCUUCAAUGACCGGCACUUUUCUUGUGAAAACUGUGAUGGCUGUGUCAGUGGAGGUUUUGAUUCUGCCACAUCUCAGAUUGUUCUGUGUCAGAACAACAUUCGCCAGCAAUCCCAUAUGAACCGGGUGGUCACACAUGAAUUGAUUCAUGCUUUUGAUCACUGCCGUGCACAUGUUGACUGGUUUAAAAAUGUCAAACACUUAGCAUGUUCAGAGGUUCGAGCUGCUAAUCUCAGUGGAGACUGUACACUGAUGAAUGAAAUAGCCAGGUUUAAAUUUGGAUUGAAAGGACACCAUCAGACUUGUGUACGAGACAGAGCAAUUCGUUCCAUUCUGGCUGUUAGAAAAGUUAGCAAAGAAACGGCAGAAAAAGCUGUGGAUGAAGUUUUUGAUGCCUGCUUCAAUGAUCUGGAACCUUUUGGAAGAAUCCCACACAGUAAAACAGAUGCAAAACGUGCUUAUAGAGACUUUAAGAACAGAGAUCGUUAUAAUGCUAAUUUGUAACGGAAAAAAAUGUGAAAAGUUAUUUUAAUAUCUGAUUGUUCUGUAACAUCUGGAGUUACAGUCUAAGUACACAGUGCUGGUGGAAAGGGCAAUUCUAUCGAAUGUAUCAAUGAAUUUUGUAAACUUUUUCCAGGACCCAGCUUCCGUGGAAGUAAACAAAGUAAAUGAACAAGACUAAAAGCCGUAUUUCCUCACUUCUCGUUCCAGGAAGAUAAUUUAGUACAUCAAAUAA
Molecule: messenger RNA, 815 nt
Organism: Balearica regulorum gibbericeps (East African grey crowned-crane)
Lineage: Eukaryota; Metazoa; Chordata; Aves; Gruiformes; Gruidae
Source: RefSeq, a predicted model, not a curated record